UGAAGACCCUCCAAAACCCCAGAGGAUCUUUUGACAGCCUUUCAAACAUUUUUUGGCAUCACUCCUUCCAUCAGCCCCUAAAACAGACGGACAUCAAGAUUUUCAUCAGCUCACUUCAACAGAAAUCACACAAUGAAGCUGGAAUCGCUCCUGUUCCUCGUCCUGGCUCCAGUCCUGAUUCACUGCUACUGCGACCUCCCAGCGGACUGCAGUGACAUCUAUAAAGACAAAAGCAACACCAGCGGAGUCUACACCAUCUAUCCUGUGGGAUCCACCUCUGGUGUCCAGGUGUACUGUGACAUGACUUCAGAAGGAGGCCAUUGGACGGUGAUCCAGAGGAGGAUGGACGGCUCGCAGAACUUCUACAGGCCCUGGUGUGACUACAAGACGGGCUUUGGUGCCGCUGCUGGAGAGUACUGGCUCGGUCUUGAGAACAUCUUCCACCUGACACUGAGACAAAGGUACGAGCUGCUGGUCGACAUGGAGGACUUCGAUGGAAAGAAAGUGUUUGCCCGCUACUCCUCAUUCUCCAUUGAUCCAGAGAGCUACGGAUACAAACUGCAAGUGUCUGGUUUCACUAAUGGAGGAGCAGGAGACUCUCUGACUUAUCACAAUGGAAAGAAGUUCUCCACUAUGGACAAAGACCAGGAUGCCUCAAGUAGCCACUGUGCUCGAGCUCGCCUGGGGGCUUUCUGGUUCAACAAUUGUCACUAUGCAAACCCCAACGGGAUUUAUCGACGGGGGGCUGACAGCACCAUCAGCUAUGUCGGAGUUGAGUGGUACACUUUUAAGGGCUAUCAGUACUCCCUGAAGUCCAUCAGCAUGAAGAUCCGUCCUGUGAAGUAGUUUUUCCAGGACGUCCACAUGCAGCAGAAUACUGAUCAGAAUGAAUUAGACCUCAGAUAAGUCACUCAAACAGUUUUCUCUGCUUUCUCUACUUCAGCUUUCUCUGAAUGAGUCCUGACAGCUGCAGUAGUGAGCAUUACUCUGAAUGUGAUGAUCUGCUGUGUGGUGACAAUAAAGGACAAGCUGAGCAGAAA
Molecule: messenger RNA, 1040 nt
Organism: Myripristis murdjan (pinecone soldierfish)
Lineage: Eukaryota; Metazoa; Chordata; Actinopteri; Holocentriformes; Holocentridae
Product: microfibril-associated glycoprotein 4-like
Exons: 7
Coding region: 133-846 (237 amino acids)
Biological process (GO): elastic fiber assembly
Source: RefSeq, a predicted model, not a curated record